Messenger RNA from Nyctereutes procyonoides (raccoon dog), 3482 nucleotides. RefSeq names its product lamin tail domain containing 2 (gene LMNTD2). Gene Ontology annotation, cellular component: lamin filament. Gene Ontology annotation, biological process: chromatin organization. Gene Ontology annotation, molecular function: structural constituent of chromatin. The record is from RefSeq and is a predicted model, not a curated record. Lineage: Eukaryota; Metazoa; Chordata; Mammalia; Carnivora; Canidae. The transcript is spliced from 14 exons. Bases 1021 to 3192 code for a protein of 723 amino acids.
CGGGCCGAGCCUGGUCCACGCACGCCCCAGGACCGCGAAGCACGCGGAAGCGCGUCCCCGGCCCGCGGCGGCGCGUGGGACAGGUGUCCCGGGCCGCCUCCCUCGGAAGCCUCCGGCCCGAUGAGUCUCUUGCCCAGGGAGGGGCUCCGGCGUGGACCCCGCAGCCUCUGCGCCCGGAGGGGCCGCCGGGGGCCCAGGGCCGGGGGCCCACCGCCCCGCCUCCAUCGGGGCGGGUGCGGGGGGCCGCGCGGGUGGGGGAGCGGUGAGCCCCGCGGGAGGCUGGCGCGCGCUGGCCUCUCCGGCUGCAGCCCUGCCGACCGCCCUGCUGGGGAGAACGCCGCCCUCAAGGGCCGGGCUGGCCAGACAAAGACCCUGAGCUCCCCGCCUUCCUGCCCGCAGCCCCUGGAGACGGGCACACCCGCACCCCGUGCCCUGGGGAGGCCGAGCCCAGGACACCUCAGUGCUGUCCAGGACCAGGCCUUCCGAGACUGCUCCGCUCCCGCAUGCUGGGCCCGGGGGUCCUCCUGCCCACCUGCUCCCCAGCACAGGAAGUCCUACAGAAAAGCCGGGGUGAAUGAGCGCGGGGCGGGGUGAGGCUGGAAGGCGUCGGUCUGUGUCAGGUGCUGGUAUCCAUGGCAACACUAUAGAGCCUUUCUUUCCCUAGGUCUGUUUGGACUUCAGGCCUCAGGUGAGUGUUGGGGGUAAGGCCUGGGCCUGGGGGCAUCACAGGCAAAGGACCAGGACCUCGGGUCCUAGAAGGCAAGGAUGAUAGGGGGAGGACAACAGGAAAUGUGCAAACGCCCAGGUGACACAUUGCGGGGGGCGAAGGGGUGACCUGCUGCCUUGUCCUGGUCAGAAAUACACAGACACGGGCGUACACAUGACCAGCAGUCCAGUGUCCCGUGGGGUGCGUGUGCACACCUGCAUACACGUGCCUCUUUGAAAUGGUGCUGUCUGGGGCGGUCAGACGUGGGCACACACUCGCAGCCACAUAGGAGAGCCCCACAGGGGUAUCCACACAUGGGACACGAGGACGACAGCCACACCAUCCUCUCAGCUCUCCCAGGAACAUCGGGAAUGGACCCUCAGUCUUGCCAAGAGGCUGAAGAAGCCAAGAAAGAGGCCCCCUUAUCCCUUGUGGGCCAAGCACUGGUCAAUGGCCCCCGGGAGCCUCCGGCUGGCACACUCCAAGACCCAGUGGCUCCCAAGUGCCCACAGGACACGAAGCCCAGCUCUUCACGGGUGGUCUUCUCCACCAACCUGCAGUUGGCCCCUGAGUCCCUGGACCCUCGCGCCCUGCGGCUGCUGUGGGGUCAACGGGAACUAGAGAUCCAGGCUCUGAGGUGGGCCAUCCAGAACCGCCCGGAUGCCCGGCACUGCCAUGUCCUGCAGGAGGUGGCUGGGAUCCCACCUGAGAGGGGUGCACGCAAUCAGGAAAGGUUCCUGCAGAACAAGGUUCAGAAGCUGACUCUGGAGUUGAAAAAGCAGAAGGAACAGGCCCAGCUGGAGAAGUCCCAGCUGGAGGAAAGUGUGCUGCAGACCACCACCAACAUACAGCAGCUGGAGGCUGAGCUGCAGGCCUUCCAGAAGUCCUGCCUCCUGCAGCUGGCCCGCUCCUCCUGGGUAGGUCGCAUACUGCGAUCUUCCACAGGCAGUGUGGAGGUGGUAACCGCAGAAACCCUGCUGGAACUCAGCGACCUCCCUGAGAGCGACCAGGGCCCCUCUGCCAGGGAGGGUUUCCGGCUGGAGGAUGUGGACUGGAACAGCAUUGCCCAGCGGUAUCCUAACCUCUUCACCAACAUUGAGUGCAGCUCAGACCAAAAGCACCCACGGCCCCUGUCACCCCCAGAGGCCUCACUGUCGGGUGAGUGGGGCUCGGAGCUACGUAGACGACACAUGGAACAGCGUCUCAAGAGUGUUGAGUGGAGUACCCUGCCCUUGGUGGGUACUAGCAGCUCAGGGGGCACGGACUCUGGCUCCAGCAGUGGCCAGCUGGCUGCGCGAUGCCGAGUGCGGAAGGUGACAGGACGCCCACCUCGCUCGCCGGGCUGCAAGUCUUCUGAGCCCACCGAGGCCCACUCGAGGAGCUUCAGCCGGGACAUGCAGACACAGACUGAAGGUCUCCUUUCCCCGGAUCUCCGGAAAGCCCAUCAGGACCAGCCUGGCAAGACUGUCCUGACGGGGGAGCCCUGUGCAGGUCCAGAGCACGGGCCUCCCAGGCACCGCUGGAGCCCGACGGGUUCCUGCCUGAAGAUCAUGGCUGUUAGCCGCCGGGACAGGUUUGUACGUGUCCUUAACCAGUCGCUGGAGGAGACCGUGGACCUGAGUGGCCUCAUGCUGCAGCAGCUCGUGCAAAACUUCCCUGUGUGCAUGUACCGCUUCCCGGCGGGCACGCUGCUGGCGCCUUGGCACCACCUCACGGUUUGGGGCGAGGGGCCCCGCAGCACGAAGAAGCAGUUGCCUUCAUCCUUGGGAUUCCACUUCAACCGAGGAUGCGUGACUCUCCUUCUGAACCCCAAGGGCGAGGUCCUGAGCAAGUAUCAGGCCCCCCACGGCGUGUCCCGCGGCUCAAGGAUCUUCGUGGACAACGCCGACUUGUCCAUUGACCGCUUCCCGCUCCCAGAGGCCGGGCGCGCCGCCGCCACCUUGGAGCAGAUGCCCGGGACCCAGCACUCGCACGCAGGCAGGGCGCGGGAGCCCCGGGCCAGACGGCGUAGGCCCCAGCCUCCGCCCUGCCCCCCAGGCCCCUUCCGUCCAGGACCGCCCUUCCCGCGGGGGGCGGGCUCCGCGUGUCACGACGCCCUCGCCCCACCGGGACGCGGGGCCCCUUCCCGCGGCAGAGCGCCAGCAAGCUCUUCCGCCCGCCCGAGGCCACCGGGACCCGCGCGCCGGAGCGCCUGCCCGCCAUCCCCGGUGAGGACGCGGACGUGGAGGGCGGGCGGCGGCAGGGAGGGGGAGGGGGAGGCCGGUCGACCCCAUUGGUCACUGGCCCUCGCAGAGGCCGGGCUGUGCCUCGAGGACCGCCAAGCCAGAACGGAGCCCAGGGUCCUGCGCCCGCAGGUGUGCAGGAAGACCGUGGACCGGAGCUGCCCGAUGGUAGCGCUCUCGGUGCAGAGCACGGCUGAAAGCAGAUUCGGCUUCCGCUUCCUGCCCUGCCCGCCGGUUGCCGCGGGCCCUAACGUACGGGUGUAGCGGGUGCGAGGGGUGCGGGGGGUGUGGGGUGCGGAGGUUGGGUGCCCGGACCGAGGGGCGGCGCUGGGAGAGUCGUGGGAGGCAGGCCGUGCCAGCUGCAUCAUAUAUUGACCAACGUCACCAACGAAGUAAACCGCAUUUAUGUACACCGGAGUCAAAAAGGAUUCGCUUGGUUUUGGGGUCCCUCGCCCCAAGGGAAGGGAGCUGGCCGCCCGUCCCGCGUGGGCGAGAAGCCGCACUGGUGCCCGGGGAUGGGAGGCCUGGCUGCACACUGGCCUCCGGAGGGCCUG